Menidia menidia (Atlantic silverside) is the source of this 1581-nucleotide messenger RNA. Lineage: Eukaryota; Metazoa; Chordata; Actinopteri; Atheriniformes; Atherinopsidae. The record is from the annotation of a GenBank genome assembly.
UUAUCAAUGGCUCGUGUCCUUUCCCUGAUCCGGUCAAAACCUUUCCAGGCCCUCGUGGGUAAGCAAAAGUCUGCAAUGUGCACAAUGUCAAUGGACUCCCGGGCACGGGAAAUCUUUGCAGCAGCAGUGGACGCUGUGCAGCCGGACACCGUGGUCCGGCAGAGCAUAGAACGCAAGGACGACUCAAUCGUCAUCGAUGGUCGCAAGUUCACACUUAAACACAACCUGCAUGUGGUUGGCUUUGGAAAGGCUGUUCUAGGAAUGGCUGCUGAGGUAGAGAGGAUUAUGGGUGAUCAUUUAGUGAGAGGAGUCAUAAGUGUGCCUCAUGGGAUUCAGCAGUCAUUGCAGCAGCAUGGAAAAGGCCAUCUGUUGCUAAAGGAAGACAGCCAAAUUAAAGUAAUGGAGGGAGCCAAACACAACUUACCUGAUGAUGAUGCCCAGAGGGCCGCUGAGGGGAUCAAGCAGUUAGCCAGUAAACUCACAGAAGAAGACUUGCUCCUUGUGCUGAUCUCGGGUGGAGGCUCCGCCCUAUUACCAGCACCAGUUCCACCAAUCUCAUUGCAAGAGAAGCUAGAUGUUACUCGCAAACUCGCGGGUGCUGGUGCCACAAUUCAGGAGCUGAACACCGUACGUCGAGCCCUGUCUUUGUUGAAGGGGGGAGGACUCGCACGUCACGCUCACCCUGCGCAGGUGAUUGCACUGAUUCUGUCCGAUGUAAUUGGGGACCCACUUGACUUGAUAGCUAGUGGGCCUACAGUGAAGAGUGAGAUGUGGCCCGAAGAGAUUUUGUCCAUCCUUGAACGUUACAAGGUCCUGAACUCCCUGCCAGCUUCAGUAAAGGACAUCCUAUCGAUACAGAAUCCUCGGUGGCAAGACAAUAAGGAUGAAUCCAGUGUAUCGGAACACGUUCACAAUGUCGUAAUUGGCUCUAACAGCGUUGCUCUCCAGUGUGCGGGCCGCCGCGCUCGAGAAUUGGGUUUCCGUCCUGUCGUCCUCUCACCAGGAGUGUGUGGCGACGUUAGGUCCGUGUCCAGGCUUUAUGGUCUGCUGGCUCGUUUUGGCUGCUCUACAGAGGAACCUUCUCCUGAGAUUGCCGCCGAAGUGCUGCGACUUGGGCCGGAGGUAGGCGUGGAGAGUUGGGACCUGUGCCGCACCAUGCAGGUAUUGGAGGAGGGCCGUACAGAGGGAUGGGGGGCCACGUGUCUGCUGGCUGGAGGGGAACCCACUGUGGAGCUGACGGGCAAAGGCCGAGGUGGUCGAAACCAGGAGCUGGCUCUGCGAGUGGCACUGGAGUUCAAAGGCAUGAAACUCCCCCCUAACGGCCCUGCUUUCCUCAGCGGGGGCACUGAUGGUCAAGAUGGACCCACUGAGGCAGCAGGGGCCAUCACUGAUGGGGGGUUGCAUGAUGAAGCCCAAGCACACGGGCUGGACGUUGAUAACUUUCUCAUCAAUAAUGAUUCCUACACAUUUUUCUCUCGUCUGUCUGCUGGACGGCAUUUACUGGCACCUGGCUUAACCUGCACGAAUGUCAUGGAUGUACAUAUGCUACUUAUUCCUGCAAUUCCUAUUGUAAUAAGAUAA